UGCCACUAGCACGGUAACACUGCCAGCCAUACUUUGAAAAAAAUUUACUUUGUUUACUAUCCGCUGCCGGCGAUUUAUAAACAAUGGCAGAUGCUUGGGAUAUAAAGUCGCUAAAGACGAAGCGGAAUACUCUCCGCGAGAAGCUGGAGAAACGCAAAAAGGAGCGCAUUGAGAUCCUGUCUGACAUCCAGGAGGAUCUAACGAAUCCCAAAAAGGAGCUCGUUGAGGCUGAUCUGGAGGUUCAAAAAGAGGUCCUACUGGUACUCAGUUCCUGCUCUUUGGCCUUGCCUAUCGUGUCCACUCAGGUGGUGGAAAAAAUUGCUGGCAGCAGCCUCGAAAUGGUCAAUUUCAUACUGGGGAAACUGGCCAACCAGGGUGCCAUAGUAAUCCGUAACGUAACCAUAGGCACAGAGGCUGGUUGCGAAAUAAUCUCAGUGCAGCCCAAGGAACUGAAAGAGAUCCUGGAAGACACCAAUGACACUUGUCAACAGAAGGAGGAGGAGGCCAAACGGAAGUUGGAGGUUGAUGAUGGCGAGCAGCCGCAGGAAAAGAGUCUAAAACUAGACACCAGUGCUGCUCGGAAGGAAUCUACCAGCUUGGACGCCCCCGACGACAUCAUGAUGCUGCUAUCGAUGCCUUCCACACGUGAAAAGCAGAGCAAACAAGUGGGCGAGGAAAUCCUAGAACUGCUUACCAAACCAACAGCGAAGGAGCGAUCCGUGGCAGAAAAAUUCAAAUCUCACGGCGGUGCGCAGGUCAUGGAGUUCUGCUCCCACGGCACCAAGGUUGAGUGCCUCAAAGCCCAACAAGCCACCGCAGAAAUGGCGGCCAAAAAGAAACAAGAGCGUAGAGACGAAAAAGAACUACGACCAGAUGUGGAAGCCAGCGAAAGCGGCGGAAAGCUCGCCAAGACAGUUGACUCUGUAGCCGAAGAUGGAGAAAUCAUCGCUGAAGGCCUUAACAACUGCGAAGCCGAGUCCCAAGAGUCCACCGAUGGUAGCGACACCUGCGGCAGCGAGACAACAGACAAAUGCACCAAGCUACACUUCAAGAAAAUCAUUCAAGCACACACGGAUGAGUCGCUAGGAGAUUGCAGCUUCCUAAACACAUGCUUCCACAUGGCCACCUGCAAAUACGUGCAUUACGAAGUGGACACACUACCCCACAUCAAUACCAACAAACCGACGGACGUGAAGACCAAGCUGAGCCUCAAGCGCAGUGUGGACUCCAGUUGCACCCUUUAUCCCCCCCAGUGGAUUCAAUGCGAUCUGCGUUUCUUGGAUAUGACGGUACUGGGAAAAUUUGCGGUGGUAAUGGCCGAUCCUCCCUGGGAUAUCCACAUGGAACUGCCCUACGGCACAAUGUCGGACGAUGAGAUGAGAGCUUUGGGAGUUCCAGCUCUUCAGGACGAUGGCCUGAUCUUUCUGUGGGUCACAGGUCGAGCCAUGGAACUUGGUCGCGAUUGCCUCAAGCUAUGGGGCUAUGAACGCGUGGAUGAACUCAUCUGGGUGAAGACCAACCAGCUGCAGCGGAUAAUUCGUACAGGUCGCACCGGUCACUGGCUGAAUCACGGCAAGGAGCACUGCCUAGUGGGCAUGAAGGGCAAUCCCACCAACCUUAACCGCGGUCUCGACUGCGACGUGAUUGUGGCAGAGGUGCGGGCCACCUCGCACAAGCCGGAUGAGAUCUACGGCAUCAUCGAACGCCUUAGUCCGGGCACACGCAAAAUUGAACUCUUCGGACGGCCGCACAAUAUCCAGCCCAACUGGAUAACACUGGGGAACCAGCUGGAUGGCAUCCGGCUGGUGGAUCCAGAGCUCAUUACACAGUUCCAGAAACGCUAUCCAGAUGGCAACUGCAUGUCACCAGCUGCUGCGAAUGCUGCGUCCAUCAACGGAAUACAAAAGUAGAAAUGAAAAAGUAUUUUCUGUGUGAAUUGAGGCCUCGACAAGCAAGAGUCCUCUACAGACUCGACUAUAAAAUAAAUUAUUAUUAAAGCUUUUUAC
Drosophila ficusphila is the source of this 2006-nucleotide messenger RNA. RefSeq names its product N6-adenosine-methyltransferase MT-A70-like protein (gene Mettl3). The transcript has 3 exons. The record is from RefSeq and is a predicted model, not a curated record. Bases 84 to 1910 code for a protein of 608 amino acids. NCBI's taxonomy places the organism in Eukaryota, Metazoa, Arthropoda, Insecta, Diptera, Drosophilidae. Gene Ontology annotation, molecular function: mRNA m(6)A methyltransferase activity; mRNA (2'-O-methyladenosine-N6-)-methyltransferase activity. Gene Ontology annotation, cellular component: nucleus; RNA N6-methyladenosine methyltransferase complex.